Molecule: messenger RNA, 2569 nt
Organism: Notothenia coriiceps (black rockcod)
Lineage: Eukaryota; Metazoa; Chordata; Actinopteri; Perciformes; Nototheniidae
Product: collagen alpha-1(XIV) chain-like
Exons: 12
Coding region: 1-1161 (386 amino acids)
Source: RefSeq, a predicted model, not a curated record
AUGACAGGCAGCCUGGAUUCAGAGGCAGAUGGUGUAAAAGAGGCUUCACAGACACAGGGACCAGGUGGUCCAGUCGGGGACACAGGUUUACCAGGACCUCAGGGGUCCCAAGGACCACAGGGACCGAGUGGACGCUCCAUCAUGGGGGGCCCAGGUGCUCCAGGAGAGGGAGGACAGAAAGGUGAAGCUGGACCACAAGGAACACAGGGAGUUUCUGGCAGACCUGGAGCUCCAGGCCGAGAAGGACCUGCAGGGGUCAGAGGCCUGCUAGGCAAAGACGGCUCCCAGGGCAGACAGGGCGCGUCAGGAGCUACUGGGACGCCAGGAGCCCCGGGGUCCCCGGGUAACCCCGGCUCUCCAGGGAAAAUGGGAGAACUGGGCCCCCCGGGUCUUCUGGGAGGCAAGGGGGAGAAAGGUGAACGGGGAGACCUCCAGUCCACAGCUUCAGUUCAGACCAUCGCCAGGACGGUCUGUGAGCAGCUCAUUGAGAGCCACAUGGCUCGCUACAACUCCAUCCUGAACCAGGCGCCCAGUCCACCAGUGUCCAUCCGCACGGCACCAGGACCCCCCGGAGAGCCUGGCCGACAGGGGACCCCAGGGACUCAGGGAGAGCAGGGGCCCUCAGGAAGACCCGGCUUCCCAGGGCAGAAUGGACAGAACGGGCAGCCAGGAGAGAGAGGUCAACAAGGAGAAAAGGCGGAGAAAGGGUCUCCAGGCGUUGGAGUCCAAGGCCCCAGAGGACCCCCAGGCCCCCCCGGAAACCCGGGGCAGGGCAGAACUGGCAGCCAGGGCACCUCAGGCAGACCUGGAAAUCCUGGAACUGCUGGGCGGCCCGGGGUCCCAGGGCCCGUCGGUUCCGCUGGGCCCCCGGGGUACUGCGACCAGAACUCCUGCAUGGGCUAUAACGUUGGAGUCCAACUGCCGCCCAACGUCUUCCAGAACUACGGCGAGGCGGAGGAGGAUGACCCGUACCGGUACUACGAGCCCAGCUACCCGGCCCCUAGGCCUGUUGCCCCCGACGACCCCUCGCUCGCCCUGGAGGACAUGGAUCUGAGAUCCUCCGGAGUCCGCCGCAGCUCCCGGAGCGUGGGGGGGGGGGGAGAGAGGGGGGCCCAAGAGGAAACAAAAAAGAGCAGCGAAGAUGCCGCCUGGACUAAGUAAAUGAGAGGAGCUGAUUGGAGGAUGGAGGGCCGUUCCUUGUUUGUGAUUGGGCGGUGUGGAGAAGUUAAGGACUAAUCAACAAGUGCCUGAUGUAGAGGAUUUCUUAUGAACAUUAUAAAGGGGGCAGGGUGGGGGUCAGUUUGGGACUAAUUUCACUAAUCUACGCUAUUGAAUUAUCUCCAAAACAGGUUUACGUUGUUUGAAUUGGUUUGUGUUAUUUUUGUGUCACAGUUUCAGCCUAACUGGGAUAUAUACUUUAACGGUUUCUCUGAUCAAAGUCAAGUCUCUCAAACAUUUCGUCCUUUAAUUAUUGGGUUAUUUGUUAUGUACCUGGUUGGUUAAGUGCCUCCUAAUAUUGCUGCGAGCAUUGAUGGCUGCUGUUCACAGUAUGGAUGGUUUACAGUGUGUUGAGUUCAAAGAGAAGAGGCUUUAUUUGUGCAAACAUUUACAAAUAUGUAAUUUGUUACCUUGAACAAAUACAGAUUUAUCUACGUUUUAACUGUUUUUGGAAACAUGUGGGACAUUGUGAGUACAUACUCAACAAAAAAUCUAACAUAGGACUAGACAUUUUUAUACAUUUUAUUAUGGGAAUAAACUCAUAUUAUAAGUCCCAUACCGAUAUGCUAACAGCUAAUGUUAGCUCCAUCUGUUGCUUCACAUUAAAGAUCUCUGGCAACUCAACCAACCUACACAAGAUGUACAGCAAAUCAGCAGGAAGUGAUCCAGAGUCUGAACCUGAGUCUUCACUCUUAUUUUAAUAUGUUUUUUUGUUUCCUCCAUGUGUUUGUUUCAAGGUUCCUAAUAGUAGAACCCAGGUGAUUUUAAUCUUUACAAAAAAAAAACAAAGAAGCAGUUAUUUAUGUUCAUGUUUUUGUUCUCCAUUUAUCAUGUGAUGUAUCAUAUUUUUAGUCUGAGAGAGCCUUAGACACAUUUUACAUUUUAAGAUCAUUAUUUUUGUUUUGUUUCAAUCACAUUCAGUUACAGUGUUACGCUCAAACUGAUGUUGCUCUGUAUUUGAGAAGGUUGAUGAGAAGUUGUAAAAAUUAGACAAAAACAGAUAUUAUAUUUCUGAGUAAAAGUUUUUCAGUUUAGCUGUCAGGUUUGUGACAGAAGCUGUUUGUCAUGGGAGUGAUAUGUUUUUGUAUUUCUAAGACUUGCAAUCUGUUUUAUUUUCUUUCUUCCUUUUUUGUUUUGAUUUUGGAUUUACUUUUUCAGGAGCACAUGAAAAGUGAAAAAUAAUCUAGUAACCAUGUUCUAAGUGUCUGCUGUGUGUUUGUCUUGUCAGAACAGGUGGAUGAAUAUAUACAUCUAAUUGCCAGGAUCAUUGCACUUUCCACCAGAGGCAGAACUUCAACACCACCACGUUAUAAAUAAGACUGGAAAUUAAUUUGUAGUUAAAAAAAAAAAA